AUGGCUUCAUCGUCCGAUCCGCGACGCCGCGACAACUCUUCCGAAUCAUUCGAAGACAAUCUUGCAAACAAUCUCCAGCUUUUGAGCUUCCUCGAAGCCAUCGCGGACGACGAAACCUCGUCCGCUGCCCCUCAACCUGCAGGCGGCCAUCUUGGACCUGCCGAUGGCGAGCUGAAGCGAAUGCUCUCGCUUCACAGCGUCAUCUGUACGGCAUCUUCAGAUGCCAAACACUACACCGCUGCUCAACAGCGCGAUAGCGAGUCAUUCAAGAAGAUUGGUGCCGGUGCCUGUGGGAUCAUCUUCUGCCAAGAGGGAAAGUCUCUCGUCGUCAAAUUUGCGAAAGCUGGAUAUCAGCCUGAUCUGUUCAACGACUUCAAGAGCCACUCGACAAUCCAGGCCGGGUUCGAAGCGUACGGUACCGGGGAUGUCAAGAUUCCGGCUUGUCUCUCCUUUGUUCCGAGCGACGAUCCAAUUUUCUUCGACUGCCGCCCUACCCUCCUCGAGGCAGCUCAAUCCCAGUGCGAUCUCCCGACUUGCGCUGUUGUCACUGAGCGAAUUUGGCCGCUUCCAGAGGCUACGCGAACUCUGCUCAUCGAACGAUACUGCGCGAACCGGAACAAGGAGAACGCCUUGGCCGACCAAGCCAACAAAGACUGCUUGGUACGGCCUUAUCUUGGUUCAUCGCGCGGCAGAAGCAGCGCGAUGUUCUUCUCCCUGAGGAACUUCAAAAUGCACCUGAAUCAAAUGAUGGAGAUCCAGCUGGACGUUGUGGAGAUGGCUCGUAGGAUGGCUGUCGCCAUGGCAAUCAUGCACUGGGCCGCAAAGACAGAUGCCAGGGACGUGGAAUUUGUCCUUGGGAGUUCAACGCUGAAGAAGCCGUCUGGCGCCGAAAAUCGCGACCUCGCGAAUCAGAACGGGCCGCACCGAUACAUCGGGCCACCAUCGCGCCUGGAUGAGGAUUUCUACCAUCGGACCACCGAGCUUUGGAUUCUGGACUUCAACCAAGUCAGACCCAUUACCAUGGAUGCAGCAGGUGUCGCUCAGGCCGUGCAGGCUGCGACAAUCAAUGACCCCUAUCUGCCCAAGCCUCUUCAAUCGUCCGCAGCUGAGAUCAAGGUUUGGAAUGCCUUUGUCAAAAGCUACUUGACCACUUCCCGCCGCAUCCUGGAGGACCAUGGUGAGGGUGGGAUGGCUCUGCCAGGCAUGUUUUUGCAGGGGCUCAUUGACGUGCAGAGGGAGAAGCAAGCAUGA
Messenger RNA from Hirsutella rhossiliensis, 1251 nucleotides. RefSeq names its product zinc finger protein. NCBI's taxonomy places the organism in Eukaryota, Fungi, Ascomycota, Sordariomycetes, Hypocreales, Ophiocordycipitaceae. The coding region runs from base 1 to 1251 and encodes 416 amino acids. The transcript has a single exon. The record is from RefSeq and is a predicted model, not a curated record.